This is a messenger RNA of Cotesia congregata, 1543 nucleotides long. The record is from the annotation of a GenBank genome assembly. NCBI's taxonomy places the organism in Eukaryota, Metazoa, Arthropoda, Insecta, Hymenoptera, Braconidae.
AGAUACAGAAGCAAUGAACUUGUGCCUUCCAAAACCAAAAUCACCAACUUUUAUUCCAAAGCAAGAACUUGUUGACGAGAAAGAAGACGAUGGUCCAGAAAUAAGUAAAUGGACCCCUUUGCUGAUGCUAGGAGGAGCAGUUGCUUGUCUUGGAUCAGCAGUUCCAGCAGGAUUUAAUAUAGGAGUCGUUAAUAAUCCCGCGCCUAUUAUAAAAGAAUUUUGCAAUGAAAGUAUUGAAAAACGAUUUGACAUAAAUCUGAACGAUGGAUGGCUAAGAUUUACGUGGUCAGUAGUAGUGUCAAUAUUUUUAAUAGGUGGUGUCAUUGGGUCACUUAUUGCGAGUGUAAUUGCUGAUAAGUACGGAAGACGAUAUGCUCUCGCAGUGGGAAAUAUUUUUGGUAUUCUUGGUGCUGGGUGUUUUUUGCUCACACCUACACUCAAUUCCGUUGAAGUUAUUGUACUUGGAAGACUUCUUGUUGGAUUUUCUGGAGGCAUGGCCACGACAUUAGUACCAAUCUAUAUGAUCGAAAUAGCAUCAUUGUCUCAGCGAGGAGCCGUUGGUGUAUUAUGUCAAUUAGGAAUAACCGUAGGAGUAUUUUUAGGACAAGUUGUUGGCUUAGACAGCGUCCUCGGUACCAAAGAAUCUUGGCAUAUAAUGCUUGCUUCUUUUGCACCACUUUGUAUCAUAUCUUUGUUGUCUCUGUAUAUUUUACCGGAGAGUCCAAAGUACUUAUAUAUCAUAAAACAAGAAAAAGAAAAAGCAACUCGUGAACUCGCGCGAUUUCGCAGUGUCGACGCUAGUCUCCUGUACAAGGAGAUACAGACGCUUGAAAAAGAAGCUGCAUUGCGUACAACUUUAGAUGCCUGGUCUUUUAGCCGUAUUAUCAGAGAUCCGUCUGUUAGACUGCCAUUACUUUUAGUAGCAUCAGUACAACUUGGACAACAAUUGAGCGGUAUCAAUGCUAUUUUUUAUUACUCGCAAGACAUAUUCAAGGCUGCUAAAGUGAGUGAUACUGCCAGCCAGUUAGCAGUCCUUGGGACAGGGAUUAUUAAUAUUUUUAUGGCUGUGAUAUCUGUUCGUCUCAUGUCUUCUUUUGGCAGAAGAACAUUAUUUUUAAUAAGUUCUUAUGCUAGCGCAGUAUGCCUUAUUGUUUUGUUUAUUGGAUUAGCUAUUAUUGAUAAAGCUGCUUUUAUACCCUGGGUAUGUAUAAUAUCCGUCCAAAUUUACGUACUUACAUACGGAAUCGGAAUGGGACCGAUUCCUUACUUUAUUGGCUCGGAAUUAUUCGACGUAUCACCUCGUCCAACUGCAAUGGCUGUCGGCAGUAUUUGUAAUUGGGGUGGUAAUUUUAUUGUUGGAUUAUUAUUUCCAACUAUCGCAACAGCCUUAGGAUCACCAACUUAUUUAAUAUUUGUCUUUUGUAUAAUUGCCGUCGCUCUUUUUGUCAAAUUUUAUUUACCCGAAACUCGCGGAGUAAGUACACUAGAUAUCAAGGCACAGUUGAGUAGAGGACUCCGUCGACAGUCAACAUUAAAUUCUUAG